AUGGCGUGUCUAAUGGCCCCUCUCCCUCUCUAUGAUUUCGCCUACGUUCUGACGCCGGAAGGGCGGCUGCUCUUGGAUUACUGCGCAGGCGCCAAGGGCUUCCUUGCCAACGGAAGUGGUUCGCCGCGGGCCGGAAGUGGGAGGAAGAGCGGCUGUGACUGUGUGAGAGAGAUGGAGAUGGAGCCGUUGAGUCCCCGCGCUGAGCACUCAGGUUGGGGGGAGAAGGAGGAACAGCGGUUGUCGCCAGGGGGCCGGCAGCUGAGGGAGAGAGGGGACUGGCUCCCAGACCCUCCUCUGAGAGGCUCGCCCCACAAGCGCCUCUUUACAUGGGCUCAUCUCAUAGGCUGCCGUUUGCCCUAUAAGCUCCCUUCUUCCUGCCGAAGGAGAGAUGGGGACACGCCCCCCACGCCUGACUCCCCCUCCCGCCUCUCUUAGCUCUCAUCCCCAUGCUGUCCCCCGCCAUAGCCGCUGAGUAACCACUGCUUGCCCCCUUUUUUGUUGGGCUGCUAAGCAGGUUUCUAUGAACAUAUGAAGCCGCUUGUGAGAGGCAGUGUGGUGUAGUGGUUGGACUAUGUUAAACUCUGGAACUCAUUACCACAGGAGGCAGUGUUGGUUUUAAAAGAGAAUUAUACAAAGUCAAGCGAUCAGUAGCUGCUAGCCACAAUGGGUAUGUUCUGCCCCCGCUCUUAGAGGCAGUAUACCUCUGAAUAUCAGUUGGAGGUGGGGCGUGUUGCUGUUGCACUCUGGUCCUGUUACAGGCUUCCCAGAAGCAUCUGGUUGCCCACAGUGAGAGCAGGAUGCUGGACUAGAUCUGCUAUUGGCUUGAUCCAGCAGGGCUUUUCUUUUGUUCUUACUGAUGACCUGGGUUCACAAAUGUGUGACUGAAUCAGAUGUACAUGAAUAAGGCCAAGGGGUUAGUAUUUGCUUCCAUGCUCCCUCCUCUGUGACCAGUAUGGAAAUAUAAAUUGCUGGCUUUUCACCUGGCUAGGUAAAAAAGAAGAAGCCUUCUAUCAUGGUGGGCAAGGGAUAGAGUGAACUGGCUCGCUUCUUAACAGCCUGCUGUGUUUCUGGGCUGACCAUGGAGGAAGUGAAUUUUCUUCCUCUGUAGCUAGCAUAGAAACUUAAGUGGGCUGAUGGAGAAGACAGAUUGAUGUGUCUGUACUCUUCCCAGUUUGCUCAUUCAUCCUGGAAUUCUUGGUUGCCUAUGGCUACCAGACAAGUUAUUAAAUGCAAGGCUUGUGUGAGAGGGGAGGUGCAUUUUUCUUUUCCUUUUUUCACAGUUAUGUCCUCCAAGGAGCUCAGGGUGACCUUUGUGGGUGGCGCUACCCCCUUUAUCCUAACAGCCACACUGUGGAGUAGAUUAAGCUGGGAGAAAAGUGAGCUUCAAGGUUCAAACAGGUUCAGAUCCCUGCUCAGCUCCAAAGCUAUGCCAGUUUACCCUGUCUCAUGUUACAUUGAGCCUAUGUUACAUUGCACGCAUCUUCCCUCUCAACGGUCUUGAUACUACUUUCAACGUUAUGCCAGCCAGACACUAUGAAAAUGACACUGUCUCUACCUGGGUGUGUUACAGUUUACAUUUUGACAUAAAAUGCAGGGAUGGAUGAUACAAAAAUGAGCAAAGGGGAAGCACCUGAGGAAAAUCAGAGUGACAGAGAUGUUAUAUUCUGAGGGAGCUCCUGGUGGUUCAUUCCUUUGUUCUUAAACCAAAAGUGGGAUAGGACAGAGCUGCUAUGCUAGAUUCCUGGCAGAUGGGUUGCUGUUGUUUUCUGGGAGGGAGAGGGACAAGGUGGCAAGGAGGUGGGUGUGGUUCAAACAGUCCAGCGAUCCUGCCAAUGUGUUUGCAUUAUGCCAACCUCCCUGCUUCCUUGCUUACACCCCUCAUCUGGUAAGCAACAGUAUCCCACUAGCCAAGAAACUAGCCUAGGGGGGCUUGCCUGUCACCUUCUUUACACAGCUUUAGGUGUCAGGAAAAAACAUUCCUCUUCUUUGGCUAAUUAAACAGUCUAUGGCCUUUUAAAACUGGGGGUGGGGGCAUUGUUGUUGUUAUGCUAUGUAUUUUUGUGUUUUUAUAUUGUAAACCAUCCUUUGAUCUUUGGAUGAAGGGAAGGGUAGUAUAGAAAUGUAAUUAUUAAUAAUAGUGGCUUUGCCUCAGAUGGUGAACUGUGUCUGCUCUAAACCCAGGAUUGCAGUUUGUUUUAGAGGCAGAUGCCUGCGAGUUAAAUACAGUGGUACCUCAGCAGCUUCUUUUUUGUCAAGUCUUAAAAUCUUAAUCUGUCUUUACUCACAGUAGUGGAGGGACAGGUUUAAUGAAGCUAGGGUUGUUCAAGAAAGGCUUUCCUAAAGAUCUCUGUUUUCAUUAAGAACUUCAGAGCAGGUGAGAUUGGGAAGCAACAGCAAAUAGAAGCUGACCCAAGCUGAAGAGCAACAUGGGAGAAAGCGUGGGAGUCAAGAGAAGAUGGUGAGCUUGUGUAGAUGUAAGGAGUAAGAGAUUUGGAGUAAAGAGAAGAUGUAUGAUCAGAAUGGGGGAUCGCAUUAAUAGGGAGGAAUAGAAGCCUGAUGGUGGUGAAAAGUGCAGUAAGAAGCCAGUGAAGCAACUUGAUGUGUCUGGGGAGUGGAGAACAAUUCUGAAUUCUUCUCUGUCAACUCCUAGGUAUUUCUUCUCUUCUGCUUCCAUUUAGUCUUUGAAGACUUGAUUGCCCUCAUCUUCUGACUUCAGUACAUAAUGGUCUCCUGUGUUCUCAGGUUUCCAUGCAUGAGUGAAUAAGUCAAAGUUCAGAGGUGGAGUGCAGGUUUUUUAUGUAUAAGGUGUUAGGUGCCCUGUUAAAAGAUCUUGGGCAUUACACUUGGGAAGCAAUUUUUGCUUGUUAGAGGGUUUCUUGGUAUAUAUGGAAAGUCAGAUGGACCACUGUUCUUGUGGUGCUGGGUAUCUCCUUGAAAAAAUGAAUGUUUGAGGAAUGUGUGUAAAUGAUCACAUGAGAAAGCAAGAAGUGAUCCUCUGUAGGAGGUAAAGUGAUUUGUUUGCAUGAAUCUGCUUUUUGACCAGCUUUUUAGCCAGUUUGUUUUCACAGCUUUAUAAUCAAUUUGUGUUCAACAGCACAUCAAGGUGAGCUCCCUUUGGCAAAGAAGUCAUGAUGCUAAAAUAUCUCUUAAUUUGUUAGUAUUUCCCCGCUCUCCCCACUCUGGCUCAGAUUUGGCCACCAGCCACCUGAAUUAUCAGCUUAGUGUGCAUUCACAUAAUAGAACAUAUUAGAAUAUAAUGAGUCUGGCACUGGAGGUUCACAGGCCAUGUUUCAUUAUGUGUCAGUGUAGCAAGCACCAGGAAAUGUGAGCAGCUGCCUGGAGUAGUCAGGUGGCAGCCUUUUUGCUUGCUGCUGGUUGGGAGCAAGUGUAUUCAGAUUUAGCUAACCACCAGCACACAUUGUGCUGUUGCUCUGUGUUAUAGGUCAUAAAAUCAGCUCUGGGAAGUCACUGUGUUACUGCUCUUUGGGAUCAUGGCCACUGUCUGUGCUUUGGGAAAACCACUUUCAGCCUCCGUUUCCCAUCUGUAAAACAGGACUAAUAGGGUCACUGAGGGUAUGAAGCACUUUGUAAAAUAAAAAUGCAAUAGAGAUAUAGGGACUUCCGGGUUGGCGCCUCCGGCAAUGGCGGAACUCCUCCGUUCGGGAGGAACUUGCUCCGUGAAAAACAGGGUCUGACCGCCACGGCGAAGGUGGAGACCCAUUGAAAUCACAAGCGGGAGAAGCUUGUGAACCUGGGAUUCGGCUGGCACCUUUUGUGCCUCCCCUACUCGCGGGGAAACCCUGUUUUGGGGAUCCGGAGCGACGUGGGGUGAGUGGCGCGGUGCUUUGAAGUGACUGCUUCUUUCACGGAGUGAAGCCGCAUUGCUGUUGCCGGAGAGCACUGACUUUUUCCUGUGGACAAUUGGAUUUUAAACAACUACCCGUGAGUAGAACGGAAAAUUGGAUUUUUGAAUACCUUAAUUUGGCACUGAAGCGGGAAGGUCAUAAACAGGAAGUCCGCCUUCCGCUUUUGUAAAUAGACUGAAGCAAAGACGUUACAAGUUAAAGUCUUUGAAAGCUUUUGGCAAAGGAUUAAAUUUCCACCGGUUUAAAAUACAAAACCCCCCUUGGAAGCAGGAGAAGAGGGGGAAAUUUUGGGCCUAGUGAGCCUGCAGGAGAGAGUGAAAAAUCAAAUUACCACUGCUCUGAACCUGGGAACGGGCUGCCAGAUGACGUUUGGAGAGAGUGCAUUGACAGAACGGAUUUGACAGUUAGUUAAAUAAGAGUAAGAUACUGUUUCCAUUGUCCUCCUCUGCCUUUAAAGAAGAGGAAAAGUAACUGAAAAUUGAAACUAUCUUUAAUGCUUGAGUUGUGCCUGAAAGAACUGAUACAAGUGGAGACUGUUUCCCUCUAGAGGGAGCUUUUGAAACUGUUACAGGAGUGUAACUGGGGGAUUUUCAGCUGCGGAUAAGGAUUCUGAGAACCAGAGAUUGACCUUGCACCAUUUAAAAAUGUUGACAGGAGAGGCCAUUGUGACUGUUUUAUGUAAGAUAAGCUGUUCGCUGGGACAGCUUCACAAGAAGAUGGAUGACAUGACUUUUAAAGUGGAUAAUUUGGAACAGAAAGUGAAUAAUUUGAGUCAAAAAGCGAACACCAACACAGAAAUAAUUCAGGACUUGGUACAGGAAUCCAUUUUGGCAGGACAAAUGGUGGAGGAGAAGGAGGAGAAGGAGAAAGCUGCUGUUGUUGAACAUAAAGUAAUACAAGCGGGAUCCGUGGCUUUACAGAAGCAAAUUGAGGACUAUAAGUUGAGGCCUUUUAUGAUUGAAUCUAGGAAAAGUCAGACUUUGAGGAAUGGAUCCCGGCUUGGAUUAAAGAAGGAAAGUUGGAAAGAUCCCUCUAUGCAGGGAUUAACUGACUUUUGGGACAUGGACUCGGGCCUGGAGGAGAUUGAAGUUUUGGGGGCCUUUGGAUUUGGAGGAAUCUUGAAAUAUGCCCUGAAAUACUUUAUGGACUGUAGCUUCAACUAUGGAAAUUUGGCUGAUCUGUUCAGAAGGAAAAAAGGAUUGACAGGUUGGAGUUUCCCUGAGAUUUGCUCUUUAGCAUUAAAGAAAAUGAAGAAGACCUGCAGAAGGGACUUGGAAAAGAGUUAAGAGCCUCGGACAUAAGAUCACCAGGUUGAUGGACUUUAUGGAGUUGACGGAAAGGACUGGCAGAAUCCGAAACCAGGGAGAGGAGAUGGUGGAAGAAGAUUGGAAAAUUUAAAGUUUAUAUAUAGACAUAUGGUAAAACUAAUGAGUGAUAGAAAAAUGGUGGAAUGAUUUUUUAUGGGCUUAGCAGAAAUGUUAUAAGGAGUUAAGCAUAUAUAAGUAUUUUAGUUCUAAUGGAAAAUAAGGUUAAAAAAUACGUUAUUUACAAUAUGAUAGAAAAUGGAGAAAGAUGGAAAGGAUUUGCUGAAACAAUUAAUAGAAGUGGAAUACAAAAAGGGAGGUGAGAGGAGGUCGAGGAAACAAGGGAAUGAAAGAUAGAGUACGGAAAAGGGAUGAUGUAUGUUUUUAAAUUGUUUUUGUUUUGUUUUAUUUAGGGUUAAGGUUAGGGAGUGGGGUUUGUUUAGUUUAGUUUAAUGUGUUUAGUUUUGAGUUUAGGUUGUGUUUUGCAUUGUCUAUAUACUGUACUGUAUUGUUUUUUUUUCCUUUUUGCUUUCCUCCUUUGUCUUUUUUUCUGUUUUUCUCUUCUCUUUUUGUAAUCUAUAAAAGUAAUAAAUAUUAUUUAAAAAAUUGCAAUAGAGAUAUAAAAGAGCAUGGCUUUCAAAGAAUGGCUGAGAAGCAGAGUUAAAAAGAAAAUAUAAAAUAAGUGAUCAAUAUUGCAUAAGUUGCUUAUGGUCAGUCUGGGAGAUCACACUGAAAUGAUGUCAGUCAAAGACAUACUUGAAAUUAUACCCCAAAGAUAAAGCAGCAUGGCUGACACAAGUGUGGUGCAUCCUUAGUUUAGCAACAUUACAAACUCAUAAGAACAUAAGAACUCUGUUAAAUUGGAACCAGUUAAUCCGAUAACUCUCCCACUUUGGAGCAACAGGACCAGUGGUACUAUAUGUGUGAAUGGAUGCUGGCUGGGCCCUGACUCUUCGCUUCCAAAUGUAUUAAUAUAUACUACACCAAGAUCUUAACAGCAUGUACUGAAAUUGAGACAGCUAUUUUUCACUAGUUCCAAAAUAGGGAGAAACCAUUUUUCCGUUUCUAGAGGGAUAUUUGUUUCAAUAAGUGCAAUAAAAUAAAAAUUUGAAAAACAAUGCAAGAGAAUGGAGAUGUCUUCUAAAAGUCAGGUAGUUGUUUAUAAUUUAAAGUGAGAUAUAAUAAAAUAACAAUACAAUGAAACAUAACUAAUAGCUAUUAAAAGUAGCAAUAAAAUCAAGAGCAUACAAUGAGGCCAUUAAAACACUGGAAAACAAAGAAGCCUUCCCCCUUGGUGCCUUAAAACCAUCAAAUUUUAUGCCAGACGAAUGGACAGGGGGAGAGAGUUCCACAGAUGAUGUGAGCUGACUCUUCCUGGUAGCCACCCCCACCUCCCCUCCAAAGAUGGAGGCACCCAGAGCUGGCCCUGUGGUGAAGAUGUUCAUGAAAUCAUGCUUUGCUUUUCUGUGCAGAGCAGUUACAGUGCAUGCAACCUCUCUCCACUCCUAUGAAACUAUAACAUAAACAUUUUUUUAAAAAAUCCAUACAAAAACCCUGGUCAAAACCAAUCAUUAUUAAAGCACAGAAGUUCAUUCCAGCCCAAGAGCCUUCAAGAAAGGUGCACAAUUCAUACACAAAUCAAAUCUUUCUGCAGGUUUUUGUGGGGGGUGGGUGGGGAAUGUUUUAAAAAACCUUUAACCUCAGACAGCAAGACUCAUUUCCAUUAAAACAGGUAUAUGCUGAAAUGGAAACUGCUUUUAAAGAAAUAACCUCUGCAGAGACUGGGUCCAAAAAAAGGUGGUGGGUGGGACAGCAUUGCAAUAAGGAAAUUAAAGUGACUCAAAACGGAGGGGAAACAAACUACGUCUUUUCUUUAGUCAAAAGAAAUGGGCAGGUGAGGAGAAUUAUUUAGACUUAUUAAUAGAAGUAUACAGUACUGAGAAAUGAAUUCUUGAGUUAUUUUUAAUAUCUUAAUCUACAGGAUAACUGUAAAUACAUGGAGAGGUGCCUAAAUCAUUGCUUUAUAGAAGAGUUCAAUGCGUGCAUUGCCAUGGAUUUUAUCAGGGAAUCCUGUAUUAUCACAUAUCUAUAAUUUGAUUGCCUCAGCAAUGCAAGGUGUGGAAAGGUACCAACACAGUGAGCACCUGGUGCCCUCUGGUGGCAACUAGGCUACAGUGCAGAACUUGAAAACCAUUUCAUAGUUCUAUUUUAAAGGAUUUAAAAAAACAAAACCUGCCGUCUGGCUUUUUAGAUUUGCAUGCUCUUCUUGACAGGAGGGGAUAAAAAUGGAGGUAGAGAAGACAGGAGUAGUUUGUUAUUGAAACCAUUGACCAGACUAGAAAUAAGAAAUGUUGCCAGGCUUAAAUUUGCAUAAGGUUUUUUUAAAAAAACAACAACACACACACACUGAAAGAUUUUCUCACUUAGUGCUUCAGCCACAGAUGACUGCUUGGCUGUACGCUUGGUGGAAAAGCAAGCCUGCUUGAUAGUCUUUUGCUGAUGUGGUGAGAGGUUUUACUUCCUUUUUCAAGAGGGUGUGUCUUUCUGUCCUUGGGGACAGCUCUAGCUGUUUCAUCAUGUUGCACAAAGCCCUUCUCUUUCAUGCGCAGCAAGUUUCUGCUCUCUUUCCAUUAUGAGGGAUAGGAUGGGUAUGAAGGAAGGGUUUGUGUAUUACAACAACCCCGAGGAGGAGGUACAGUGUGUGUCUGCACAUAAAGACACAUUGCACACACACUUCUGGGAUCCUUGUAGAUGAAGGCCAGAUCACCAGUUGUUGGUCUUGAGGGCAGGUUUUGCCCCCAGCACCAAAACUCUGUUAAAUAGAGUUUGCUGUUCAGAGUUAGUUAUGCCAGUCAGUAGUAGAUAGGGCUCUCUGUGUCUCUUACUAAUGACAGCUAAACAAAUGCUGCUGAGUACCAGAUGCUGGCACAUACAGGAAGGGCUGUUGUCUUUGUGCUGUGCUGGUGAGCUUCCCGGAAGCAUCUGGUUGGUCACUGUGGAAAACAGGAUCCUGGAUUUAGAUGGACUGUUGCUCUGAUCCAGUGGGCGCUCCCCCCCCCCAUCCCCUGGUCUGCUUCUCUUAAGUGUAACUCAUUAUUUCGUCGUUCACCUCUAUGGGGAAAUUGUUCAUUCAAGCAGAGGCAAGUAAAAGUACACUGAGUAGCCCCUUCUGGCAUGAACGAUAAACCUUCUCUCUGACUUUGGUGACUCCUGCCGCUGAAUGUCAAGCCUGCCCCUAUUGCAUUGCUGUACCCCCUUCAACUCAAUAUCCCCAGGUUUUGUUCAGUGUCUUGGUCAGUUCAGAGUGCAACAAUAUUUCGUAUAUUUUGGAAAGUGGAUUGUCCAUCCAUCCACCUGCGUGUCUGUUCUCUAUAGGUUUGGCUGCAUAUCAAUAUAUAUUUUUGUGUAUUUCUAUUCUAAACAAAUUUAAUAAAUAAUAAUAAUAAAUCAUCCUGUGAUCCUCAGAUGAGGAGCGGUAUAUAAAUAUAAUAAAUAAUAAAUAGUAAUAAUAAUAAAGUAUAUCAUUGCCAAACUUGGCACAAGAGUUCCCAAGUUAGGCAACUGUCUUUGUUGGUGUUGGAUACUGAGUGCCAUUUUGAAUCAAAUGUAACUUUGGCAUGACUUUGUCCAAUUUUCAGUGUGACGGGUCCAAACACACAAAUUGCUGUAUCCAUUUAAAAAUCAUGAUUUAUUUUUGUUGUUUCUAAGAAUUCCCAGGCACUGCCAGACAUUCCCCACAGGUAUUUAUGUAAACAGGUUCCUGUUUAUGUCUGUCAUUAUGAUGGAUAGUGUGUGUGCAUGGAGGAAGCGUGCAGUUAAACUAUGUCAUUCCCUACCACAUCACAAUGAUAACCACCAGGAAAAUGGCUAGGUAGUGCAGUCAAGAGUUAGCUUUGUUUCUUUAGCUACAGUUAAAUCCCAUCUUUAUUCCAAGGAGUUCAAAGCAGCACAUGUGGCUCUCCCAUUUUAUCUGUCUUAACAACCCUAUUAGCCUAGAGAUGGGGACUGCCCCAAGGUCACCCUGCGUAGUACAGCAUCGCAGGGACCAACCAGAUGCGUCCUCUGGGAAGCCCAGAAGAAGGACCUGAGAGCAACAGCAAUGCUCCCCACUUGUAAUUCCCAGCUACUGAUAUUCAGACAUAUGGUGCCUUUGGCAGUGGAGGUAGAACAUAGCCACCAUGGCUUGUAGCCAUUGAGAACAUUAACCUGCAUGAAUCUGUAUAACCCUAUUUUAAAGCCAUCCAAGUUGUUGCCCACCACUACCUCAUAGCUGAGUGCAAUUUGAACCUGUAUCUCCUUUGUCACCCAGUGGUUAAAGUCUAGCCACUACAUCACACCUGCUCUCUUAGUCCAGAGAAUGAGUGUGGAAACCAUUAUUUGCCUGCCAGUGACAAACAUGGUGCAAGUAUUAUCCUGCGUGAUGUUCAAUUUAUUAUUAUUGAUUUCAGGUUUCAAAAUAUCUCUGUGGAUUUUCCUGCAUGGAAGAGAGUGGUGA
Messenger RNA from Podarcis lilfordi (Lilford's wall lizard), 9665 nucleotides. The record is from the annotation of a GenBank genome assembly. NCBI's taxonomy places the organism in Eukaryota, Metazoa, Chordata, Lepidosauria, Squamata, Lacertidae.